AAUCAAUUUUAUUUGUGUUUUGUUAUUACGUCCUAUUAAUAUUUCUGUCGACAGUUAAAAAUUAUUGUAAUUUUUACGUGCACACACCGAGAACAGUGAUUGAACGAGUUGGUCGUGUUUUAUUGCCUUCAUUUUUAAUAUUUGAAGAAAUUGAUAUAACAUUGUUUUAAUAAUUGUAUUGCAGCAGUUCCACAAAAGCGUUCAGGAUGGCUACUUUGCCUUCCCCAAAUGAAGUAGCUGGAAGUCACUUCCCAAUUUAUGAAGCACUUUAUAAUAUGGUAGAUCCUACAAAUAAAGGCAAUAUUGGAGCGAUGGAUGCAGCAAACUUCCUUAAAAAGUCUGGACUAUCACAAAUUAUACUUAGUCAAAUUUGGGAUUUAUCAGACCCAACUGCCAAAGGUUUCUUAACCAAACAAGGAUUUUUUGUGGCACUUAAAUUGAUAGCAUUAGCACAAGCUGGACGAGAAAUAUCAAUGUUAAACAUCACUCAACAAACCACACCACCUAACAUGGGCGAAGCAUCAAAACACAUAGCAAGCAAUGUUUUAACAGCAGGAUUAGUUACUGCUGUUACUAAUAUGAAUGACUGGUCAAUGAAGCCUUCAGAGAGAAUGAACUACGAUAAAAUGUUUGAAUCAUUAAGACCAACCAAUGGAACAGUUGCUGGAGAUAAAGUUAAAGGACUGCUUAUUGAUUCUAAACUAUCAGUUGAUACUUUGGGCAAAAUUUGGGAUUUGGCUGAUAUGGAUAAAGAUGGAAAAUUAGAUCAACAUGAGUUUGCUGUUGCAAUGCAUUUAGUUUAUAAAGCGUUAGAAAAAUAUGCUAUUCCUAGCAUUUUACCUACUGAGUUAUUACCGCCAGCAAAAAGAAAAGGAACUACCGUGGCUAAUUCACCUGUACCUAUAUUACCAGUGCUUUCUUCUGGCGCAACUUCAAAUCUAGUCAAACAACCACCCAAAAGACCAGUUACUCCAUCUAUAGGUUUAGUGUCAUUACCAGCUACAUGGGUAGUUACUGCAGAAGAAAAAGCCCGUUACGAUUCUAUGUUUUUGGAGUCUGAUAUUGAUAUGGAUGGUUUUGUCUCUGGACCAGAAAUCAAAGAUAGGUUUCUUAAAACUGGUAUCCAUCAAUCUAUAUUAGCACAUAUAUGGAGUCUUUGUGAUAUUAAUCAACACGGCAAAUUGGAUAUGGAGCAGUUUAGUCUUGCAAUGUGGUUAGUUGAACGUAAACUCAAAGGAAUUGAUCCACCAAAUACACUUUCUCCUGAAAUGGUACCUCCAAGCAGUAGAACUGUUACUCCGUCAAAUUCUGUUCAAAUUCUAGAAAAGCCCCCAAUGUAUACAAAUCCUGAGCUGGAUAUGAUUCAAAAAGAUAUUGAUGAACUAGUCAAAGAAAGACUUAUUCUGGAAACAGAAAUUGCUCAAAAAGAAGCUGAUUUGAAAAUACGUUCUGGUGAAGUCAAAAGUUUACAGGGAGAACUAGACACCUUAUCUGCUACCCUAAAACAGUUAGAAAAUCAAAAAGGUGAAGCUCAAAAAAGACUGAAUGAUCUCAAAAACCAGACUCUGUUGGUAGAGAAUGAAAUAAUCAACACCAAUCAGAAAAUUAAGGCUGAACAAAUACAGGUAGACAAUCUUCGCAGACAAGCUGAUGAGCAAGAACUUACAUUAAAAGCGCAAGAAGCUGAUCUUUCUUCUAAAAAACAAGAGCUUGAAGAACUAAAAACUUUGGAACAUAAACUUGAAAAAGAUCAAGCUGAAAUGGGUAAAAGAUUGGAAGAACUAAAUAACAUGUUGCAAAAUUCACAACUACAAAUAAGUCAGUUCAAGAAUAAAGUAAAUCAAUUAGAAGAGAAUAAGCGCCAAAUGGAAAAUACAAUUGAGUCAACUGAAAAAGCGUUAGCUGAAGGAAAUAUUUAUGCCAUUCCAGAUUCUUUAUUAACAUUUAAUUUAGAAUUCAGGGAUCUUGAAUGUAGUAGACUUUUGGGAAAAAUUGUUGAUAAUAAAAAUUCUUUUGAAAAUGUAAACGGUUUUACUCCAACAAGCGGGCCAAGUGGAUCACGCGAUGAAAAUUCAUUUAAAACAGAUUUCUUCACAAAUAAUGAUGCAUUUUCCACGAACAAUAAAGCGGAAACUUUUUCAAAUGAUCCAUUUACUUCAUUUGAUGAUUCCAGAACUAGAAGUCAAAGUACUGAUCCAUUUGGUGGUGAGACAAAUGUAUCUAAAUCGUCUGAUAGACACGAAGAUAAAGACGAGUUUGGUUGUGAUCCUUUUGCCAUACUACAUGCCCCAACAAGACCAAGUUCAGCACCACCUCCACAGCGACCUGAAAGUCCCACCCCAGCACUUCCACCUAAGAAAGGAAAACAACCACCACCAAGACCUGCUCCGCCAAGGCCAGCACCAUAUCAUGCCCCAACAUCUCUCAACAGUUCUUCAACAAGUUCAGAGUUUGCUGAUUUUGCAAAUUUUAGCAACAAGUUUUCACAGAGUAAUACCAAGACAGAGCCAAAAGCAGUUUCGCAGUCACACAGUUUUGAAUUUACUGAAGACCCAUUCAAGGACUAUAGAUAUGAAGAUCCAUUUAAAAUUGAUCCUUUCUCAGAUGCAGGAUUUGAAACAGAUCCCUUUGGCGAUGGUGCAUUUUCUUCUGACGAAUCCCAAAAAGUUAAUUUUAGUGAUGAACAACUUGCAUGGGAAGCCCAAAAAAAAUUUCGAAUGGAAGAAGAAAAGGCUCGUUUAGAGCAAGAAAAAUCAGAUUUUGAACUGGCCUUAAGGCUAAGUAAAGCCACAUCUUCUGAUAAUAGGUCAAAAAUUUUACUAUAACAAUAGAAGUAUGUAAAAUGCAACUACCAAAAAUUAAACUUUGUAUUAAAAUAAUAUAUUAAUUUAUUAGUUAUUUUAAACUGUAAUAGGUACAAUAUGCA
Melanaphis sacchari is the source of this 2926-nucleotide messenger RNA. It is a transcript of the gene Eps-15, whose product is annotated as epidermal growth factor receptor substrate 15-like 1. The record is from RefSeq and is a predicted model, not a curated record. Gene Ontology annotation, molecular function: calcium ion binding; protein binding. The transcript is spliced from 20 exons. Gene Ontology annotation, biological process: endocytosis; endosomal transport. Bases 207 to 2825 code for a protein of 872 amino acids. Gene Ontology annotation, cellular component: plasma membrane; clathrin coat of coated pit; cytoplasm. NCBI's taxonomy places the organism in Eukaryota, Metazoa, Arthropoda, Insecta, Hemiptera, Aphididae.